Diospyros lotus (date-plum) is the source of this 1537-nucleotide messenger RNA. RefSeq names its product peroxisome biogenesis protein 3-2. Lineage: Eukaryota; Viridiplantae; Streptophyta; Magnoliopsida; Ericales; Ebenaceae. Gene Ontology annotation, biological process: protein import into peroxisome membrane. Gene Ontology annotation, molecular function: protein-macromolecule adaptor activity. Gene Ontology annotation, cellular component: peroxisomal membrane. The transcript is spliced from 7 exons. Bases 271 to 1374 code for a protein of 367 amino acids. The record is from RefSeq and is a predicted model, not a curated record.
CAUUUCAUUCUUUUCCACCAAACAGGCCCUAAGGACGUACAGCUCUCCCCACGCCAAGAAGCAAGGCCUUAGGUUUUGGCCGUGGGUGAGCUACUCGAAGUUCGAACCAGCCAUAGCUCGGUGACGAUCAUUCCCCCAACUCUCUUUCGCCGGUUAAUCCUUGAUUCUAGAGAGAAGUUGUUUGAGAAGGAGAGGCGGAUUGUCCGGCCGCCGUUGAGGCCGGUGGGAAAGCAAAAGGAUCAGUGGACGCCGAAUACGAAGAGAGAUUGAAUGUGGGAGUUUUGGAGAAGGCAUAAGAGGAAGAUUUACCUUACUGCUGGAAUUUUAGGAAGUGGGUAUCUUCUGUACAAGCUUUACGAUGUUCAUCAGCGCAGACUAUCUGAUCUGGAGAGAAAACUGGCCAGCGAGCGGGAAAAUGAUGAACUCAUUAAAACCCAAAUGCAAGCGCUUUUUGCGAAUAUUCAACGAAUAGCAGAUACAACAACGUUGCCUUAUUCUAUGCACUGCUUAAGUAGCCGAGUGGCAGAAGAGCUAGAUCUUUCGCACUUGACAGAGAGGCUAAGAAGAGCGAAGGGUCAACCCAACACCCUGACAAAUUCUGAAAAACUUGAGCUAUGGGAUAGACUAAAAAUUCUAAGUUUUACGAGAACGGUGUUGUCUCUCUGGGCAAUGACUAUGGUUAACUUAUAUGUUAGAGUUCAAGUCAACAUAUUAGGGAGACAUUUAUAUAUCGACACCGCACGUGCUCUUGGAAGUUCUAUUCUGCUUGAGGAAGUUGAUCUCAUUAAUGACCAGCAGAAGUUUCUUGCAACUGCUGACUUUCUUGCAAACUGUGGCAUGCCUGAUUUGAUCUCUAACAUGCAGGCUGCAGCAUCUGAGGUCCUCAAGGGAAACCAGUUGAAAGAUGUAUUUAACGCUUCUGUUCUUCGUGAAACCAUUGUUGAAAUAUUGGACGUAUUCAUGGGUAUGGGAGGCCCUCAUCACUGGUUGUGUUAUUUAAUGCCAGAGGAUGAUAGAUUCAACAAGCUUGUCCCAUCCUCAGAUAGAGAUGGUAGAGAUAUUCCUGAUGUUACCAAAUUUGAUCAACUCAUGGAGGAGGCCUAUGCAGUGGUAUCCAGUGCUGAGUUUGCGAAUAUUGUUGACGUGUCGUUAAAAACUCUGGUGGAUGCUCUAAUGGAAGAUAUCAAGGCUCAAGUCGGAGGCGGCAAUUUGUUGUCAGGGUUGCCGUUGGCCAAACUUCUACCUCAAGUUGCACAUAUUAGCCCUCUGCUGCUUGAAGAACCAAGCAAGAACAGGUUUAUUCAGAUUAUCCAAAACUUAGGUGAAAUCGAACAAUUUUUCACUCUUCUUUACGCAAACCCAUCGGCUUCGUAGCUCAACAGGAUAGAUUGUUAUUUCAUGAACAUUUGUAGCUUCAAUUGAGGCAUGGAUUUAGAAGAUUGUGUGGAUCCUUAGUAGGGCCGUUCAUUCAGAAUCAUACUGUAAAAUUAGCAUGUCUUGCUUUGCUUGGAAUUUUCUGGGUGAAAUUGUGUUCUCA